GCUUCCAUCCAUGGGUCUGCUCCCGGUUCGCCCCUCUCCCGGCCAUCUCCGCUUUGCCCCACACCAGCAGCUUCUCGCACCAGCUCUCGACCUCCUCCCGGUCCAAGGACAAGGAGGACAGCCUCCCGCCCCCUCCGCUGUCGCCGGCGUCGUGGGUGGAGAGGUGGCCCCCGGAGGCGGCGCGGCCGCACGCGAUGCUCGCCCGGCUCGACAAGCCCAUCGGCACCUGGCUCCUCGCCUGGCCCUGCAUGUGGUAUGCUUGCUAGCUACUUGUACUGACAUCACCAUCUCUCACCACCAUUGCGUAGAUAGAUUAGCAGGAUCAGCUCACCAAGAGGCUAAAAGAGAGAAUCCUGAACUCACAUUUUCAGAUUUUUAGUUAACAGGUUUAUUCAAUUUUAAAAAAUUUGAGUUCAUGCUCGAUCUCGGGGUUUAGGAAGAAAACAGCACAUUUCAUCGGCACCGCAGCAGCCUGACUGUGAGCCCAGAUGUUAGGCCAGGAAAUAUGAAAAUAUCUGGUUGGCCAAGUUUUGAAAGGAAACAAGCACUUUCUUCCCUUUAUUGACUCACCACUUUUUGUACUGUAUUUAGCAAGUUGAGAAGUUAGGCCAGGAAACACCACCAUAUCUGAUUGACUACAAGUUUUGACAGGAAAACGACCAAUCCACUACCAGUCCAAUUUGGCUGCUCCUCAAAAUUCUGUACUACUACUAUUUAGCUAGGUGACCAGCCACACACACACACACAUACACACAGAGAGAAGAAAAAACAGAAGGCGGAAGCAGCCUUCCAUCCUCUUGCCUACUUCCUGGCAAUGGUGGCCACCGGGUACACUUCCUUGCUCAUGCUGCUUCUCUUCGCAGUUCUUGUCGCCGAUGGUCAGCCAGUCCCCAUGGACAAUGCUGAGGCCGCCACCGACCACUCUGCGCUGGUGUCCAUCAAGUCGCUGAUAACCAGCGACCCGGCAUCAGCACUGGCCUCAUGGGGCGGCAACCGGUCGCUCCCUCUGUGCCGGUGGCGGGGCGUAACGUGCGGCGCUCGUGGGCGCCGUCGUGGACGUGUCGUAGCACUGGACCUCAGCAACCUAGGUCUUUCAGGUGCUAUUGCCCCUUCAGUAGCCAACCUUACCUACCUGAGAAAGCUAAAACUCCCCGUGAACCGUCUCUCCGGUACCAUACCAUCGGAGAUUGGCCGUCUCCUCGACCUCAGGCAUGUCAACCUGAGCCACAACUUCUUUGAAGGUGGCAUCCCGGCAUCACUAUCACAGUGCCAGCAGCUUGAGAGCAUCAGCCUGGAAUACAACAACCUCACCGGCGUAAUACCUCCAGACAUGGGUCAUUUGCCCAGCAUGCGUCGUGUCCAGAUGCAGUACAACAUGCUCAAUGGCCUGAUUCCCCGGUUUUUAGGCUCGUUGCGCGGCCUCCAGGUUCUUGAUCUCUCCUUCAACAAGCUUACAGGAAUUAUCCCAUCAGAGAUUGGCAACCUCACCAAUCUAGUAAGUCUUAAUUUGAACUUCAAUCACUUGACAGGUUCACUUCCUUCUUCUCUUGGUAACCUUCAGAGAAUCCAGAAUUUGUGUGUGAGGGGGAAUCAACUCACAGGGCUCAUUCCACUAUUCUUGGGAAACCUCUCGGCAUUAACUGUUCUUAAUCUUGGAACCAACAAAUUUGAAGGGGACAUUGUGCCACUGCAAGCACUGUCAUCUCUAUCUGUCCUUAUUCUGCAAGAAAAUAGCCUUCAUGGUGGCCUUCCUUCCUGGCUAGGAAACUUCUCCUCACUAGUAUACCUAAGCUUGGGAGCUAAUAACUUAACUGGGGCUAUUCCUGAAUCAUUAGGGAACCUUCAUAUGUUAUCUGCUCGUCUUGUUCUCGCUGAGAACAGUUUUACAGGUAGCAUUCCUUCUUCCCUCGGAAACCUUAAUGCUCUUUCCGAGUUGUAUCUAGAAACGAAUCAGCUCACUGGACAAGUUCCUUCUUCCAUUUUCAAUAUGUCCUCUCUCAGCGUAUUUAAUCUAGCGUUCAACCAGCUAACUGGAUCAUUGCUGAAUGGGAAAAAGGUCAACUUUCCGGUACUUGACAUAUUUGAUGUAGGGGGAAAUAGGUUUCAUGGUGUUAUUCCACCUUGGCUGUGCAACUGUUCUAUGCUUACCAUAAUUGCAGUAGAAGCGAAUAUGAUUUCAGGAACAGUCCCGCCUUGUCUUGGAGAUAACCUGAAAAGUUUGUCAGCUCUGAUCCUUGGACACAAUCAACUACUUGCAAAUGAAGAUGAUGGUUUGGACUUCAUGUCCAGUUUAACUAAUAGCAGCCAUCUGGAGAUUUUAGAUCUCAGCAGCAACAAAUUUCGAGGCGUGCUACCAAAUUCAGUAGCCAAUCUUUCUACAGAACUGUACGCUCUCAGCAUAGCCGACAACAUGAUAAGUGGCAAUAUUCCUGAAGGCAUUGGGAACCUUGUUAAUUUAUCAUAUCUCUUGAUGAACAUCACUCUCGAGGGUACUAUUCCUUCCUCUCUUGGUAGACUCCAGAGGCUGAACUACUUAUACCUGGAUAGGAAUAAUUUCUCAGGGCAAAUCCCACCAACCUUUGGCAAUCUCACAAUAUUGAAUAAACUCUCUCUUGGAUCAAAUUCACUUAGUGGACCUGUUCCAUCCAGCCUUAGGAGCUGUCCUUUGGAACUGUUGGAUCUCCAGCACAAUAAGCUCAGUGGUCCGAUUCCAAAGGAGGUCUUCCUCAUAUCUACCUUAUCUAACUUCAUGUACUUCCAAAGCAACUUGUUUAAUGGGUCACUACCACUGGAGAUUGGUAGCUUGAAACAUAUUACAAACAUCGAUUUGUCUGAUAAUAGAAUUUCUGGUGAAAUUCCUACCUCUAUUGGUGAUUGUCAAAGCCUGCAAUUUUUAAGGAUGCAAAUGAACUUCCUUCAUGGUGGAAUCCCGGCAACAAUGGGGCAGCUGAAAGGCCUUGAAAUACUUGAUCUUUCACAUAACAACUUGUCUGGAGAAAUUCCUGAGUUUCUUGGGAGAAUAAAAGGCCUUGGUAAUUUGAACCUGUCGUUCAACUACUUUGAAGGCGAGGUCCCAAAAUAGGGAAUAUUUCUUGAUGCGAAUGCAACUGCAGUUGAGGGAAAUCAAGGACUGUGUGGGGGUAUCCCUGCAAUGAAGUUGAAUCCCUGUUCCAUCCUGACCACCAAGAAACGGUCCUUCAAGCUUAUCAUGAUAAUCUCCAUAAGCAGUGCAGUGCUGUUGAUUAUCUUCAUUUUAGCACUGUUCACUUUCUGGUACAGCAGGAGCAAGUCACACCAAGCUAACGCAGACCUGUCACCCAUCAAUGACUUGCAUAUCAGAGUAUCUUAUGCUGAAUUAGCCAGUGCAACUAAUGGUUUUGCUUCCGAGAACCUCAUCGGAGUAGGAAGCUUCGGCUCGGUGUACAAGGGAAGAAUGGUGAUCCAUGAGCAGCAGGUCAUUGUUGCUGUGAAAGUGUUCAACCUCCAACAACGUGGUGCGUCUCACAGUUUUCUUGCAGAAUGUGAGACCCUGAGAUGUGUUCGACAUCGAAACCUUCUGAAGAUCUUAACAGUCUGCUCAAGUAUGGAUUUUCAGAGCCAGGAUUUCAAGGCUCUUGUGUAUGAAUUUCUUCCGAAUGGAAAUUUAGAUCAAUGGAUACACAAGCCUCUUGAGGAAAAUGAAGACACGGUGCUAAAUCUCAUCACAAGGCUCAACAUCGCCAUUGAUGUGGCUUUUGCACUGGAUUAUCUUCACCAACACAGGCCAUUGCCAAUUAUUCACUGUGAUCUCAAGCCAAGCAAUAUUCUCCUUGACAAUGACAUGGUUGCUCAUGUUGGUGACUUUGGCCUUGCAAGAGCCCUGCAUCAAGAUCAGAGUAAUUUGUUAGGAGAAUCAAGUGGCUGGGCUGCCAUGAGAGGAACAAUUGGCUAUGCUGCUCCAGAGUAUGGUCUGGGCAACGAGGUUUCAAUCCUGGGUGAUGUGUAUAGCUAUGGUGUAUUGUUGCUGGAGAUGUUUACCGGGAAAAGACCAACCGACGGCGAGCUUGGAGAAGCUCUAGGCCUUCACAGAUAUGUUCAGAAUGCACUUGCAGAAAGAGUGGCCAAUAUUGUGGACCGCAAGUUAUUAUUAAAGGACGAGGAUGGAGAAGCAAACACCUCAAAUCCUGAUAGAAGAGUAGAUAUAACAAUUGCUUGCAUCACUUCAAUUCUGAAUAUUGGAGUUUCAUGUUCAACGGAAAUUCCCACAGAUCGCAUGCAAAUUGGAGAUGCUUUGAAAGAGUUGCUAACACUAAGAGACAAGUUUCAGACGCGCCUUUCCAGUAUACAAGCGGCAAGUCAUUGAAGCAUUAAAAGCUCUCAUGGAUAUGAAUCUAUCUAUUAUCUUGAAGGUACAAUUCAGUUGAGGAACUGCAGGCCCCCGAGCUCCAGCUCCGCUAUGGUCACCAUAGCGGUGUGCAACAACGCUGAUAGCGGCACAUGGAAGGUGGAGAUAGGGAAUGACUGUGCAAUACAUCGGGGGUGGCUGACCGAGGGCGAGCCCAGCAGCUGGCCCACCAUAGGGCCCAUGCGGCCUGGAGGGGACCCGACAAGAGGAAGGAGCCUGGAGGCCUGGAUAGAGCUCGACAACCAUCUUGGGGUACACAACCCAAGAUAGCGGCAGCUAGAGGUCGGUUGGAUUCUUGUGUAAACACAUAACUACGUGGUAAUGUUUUUUUUUUCGGGUGAACUACGUGGUAAUGUUGAGGCAAGGACAAUAUUGACUGACUUGGUGAAAGGCGAUGGUAGAAUACCGACGAAGCCGUCCCUGCCAUCGUCGGCAGGAAUCACCCAACUUGAAGAAUCUGCAUUUUUCCCGACAUUUCCACUCAUUAAUAGAAAAUGCUAAAAUGCAACGCAUUUUUUUCUACAACAGUUUUCUUCAGGGUUUUUUUUCAACACGUGUAUGCCUUUUUUCAAUACACAUUGUUCAUAUUGGUACAGAUGUGGAAUGCUUUAUUGAUAGA
Molecule: messenger RNA, 5003 nt
Organism: Triticum urartu
Lineage: Eukaryota; Viridiplantae; Streptophyta; Magnoliopsida; Poales; Poaceae
Source: RefSeq, a predicted model, not a curated record